Ostrinia nubilalis (European corn borer) is the source of this 2426-nucleotide messenger RNA. RefSeq lists its product as uncharacterized. The transcript is spliced from 3 exons. The coding region runs from base 69 to 908 and encodes 279 amino acids. The record is from RefSeq and is a predicted model, not a curated record. NCBI's taxonomy places the organism in Eukaryota, Metazoa, Arthropoda, Insecta, Lepidoptera, Crambidae.
CAAAAUUCAACCUUCCCGAAAACAUAACAGAGUUGUAUCUCCAACACAACGUACUUCUAACAUUGCCGAUGGACAGCAUAGCGCGGUCGAGGCGGCUCAAUAAGCUGGACGUGCGGCACAACAGGCUUGACAGCUUUGAGCCGGCGCUGGUUAAGGGCAUCAGAAGUCAAGGACUUACUGUGUAUUAUGAAGGAAACGGCCUAAAAUGCGACUGCUUCGCUCGCCCCCUAAAGCACUACCUAAACCGUCUUUCCCCUUCCGUUCUCCCCACUUCCCCCUACAACCUAACUUGUACGGAACCCCUGGUGCUCCAAAACGAACAACUUCUGGCGGUAGACGAAGAAAGAUUGCUCUGUGAGGGCAGUGUUGCCGUGGAUAAUAAAUUGCUGGAGUAUGGCAACACUGAGGGAGAUUCGGUCUAUGAUUUCACUAGCGAGCCGGAUUUGGUGUUCAGAGAUGUGCAGUAUGCCCAAGAAGCGAUAUACGCAAACUGGUACGUACCCAGCAUCGAAGACAUAGCAGAUGUAUACCUCUACAUACGCGACGACAAAAACAGCCUUCUCUACAGCAAAGAUAUGACUUACAACCUCCGCUCAACGACUAUUCCCAUAGACAACACCAUGAAGGAAUCUCUAGAAAAAGGCGGGAAGUUUGACAUUUGCAUUCAAGCCAAAACGUCAAGCGGCGCGCCGAGAAAGUGGUUUGACAGCCAGUGUCAACCGCUCCCGCCAAAUUUUGACAGCUGGCAGAAGAAAUUAAACAUAGACAAAAGGAGGCUGACCAAAAAGAAAGCUAGAAAAGGAUGGUUCCAGAGAAAUAGUGUGCUGGGUUUGGUAAGCGACUCGAUUUUGAUUACGUUGUGCAUAUUUUUGGGCGUUUGCUUGAAACUAACGGAUUUGGAGUUAUAGAUGAACUACACUGAACUGUCCCACCAAACUCAUUGACAGGGAGGCGCCACCAUCGUCAAACUAUACAGGGUGGAAACGUUAAGUGAUCUCACUCGAUUAUUUCUAAACUAUACAAGAUAUCUAAAAACUGAUUACUGAUUCUGAAAGUGCUUCACAAGCUCUUUCAAACGGUACCAAUAAUAGGUUACAGAAUAAACUGGAUCUAUCCGAAAAUUCAAUAUUUCCCUGUAUAGUUUCCAACGUGGGAAAAAUCGGAACUAGCGAUCCGGUAUUGACGGUGGCGCCCCCUUGUCAAUGUCACUGAUAGGACGGUUCGUUGUAGUUUGACAAUAUAGUUGUUUUUUUAAUAACGUAAGACUGACGAAUCUUUAGAAUUUUCUCGAAUUGACUCUAGACAAGUUUGUAAUUUAAAAGGUGCAGUUCAUUUCGACAUAUUUGUCAUAGAAUUAAUGUCAUCACUCACUGUCCGUGUCGACAAAAUAUUUUUGGAAUAUUAGAAUUCGAGUGGAGGUCCAAUAUGACCACACAGGGUCACGUUAGAGGUCAGAGUUUGGUUCAUAAGUUUGCCAGACAUACAUACAAUUGUCUAUGAAUUUAAAUAUUUUUUAGUUGUGAAAGUAUUAAUGAAUUUAACAAAUUGACUCCAAGACGUAGAAUCGAUCGAACGAAGUAAAAAUGUCACAUGUCACUUUGACAGCGUCAUACAAAGAUCUAAAACAUGCUAUGUGUAGGUUUUUUUAAAGUGCUAUUUUUUACCUUUAUUUUUUCAUUGAAGGUUAGUAGGUACUUUCUUUUAGACUGCCAUAUUCCGUCCAAUUUUGAUAUUUUUUUAUUUUAUUAUGAUUAUUGGAAUUUAUAUUAAUAGUUCCUAAGCCUUAAAUGAUUAUGAUUCCAUUUUUUUUUAUAUUUUUGAGACAUUUAUAUUUUUAUACACGAAUUUUUAGACAAAAAAUAUAACGAUAAGAAUGUAACGGUGCUGCCUAUAUUGUACUUAUAUUUAUUAAGAUUUUUUACUGUAUUAUUAUUAAAAUAUUUUGCAAAGGAUUUUGUAAUGUAUCUGUGAUGUCCCUUUUGAAAAUUUUUAUUAUACAUUUGUAUAAAAUAAAAAAAACAUCAGUAUUUCAGACAGAGACAGAAUAUUUUACUAAAAUUAUUUUUGAAAUGUCAUGUCGACUACAUUUAGUGGUAUUUUUUUUAUUAUUCUCAUAUUUUUUAAGUUACCAUUCCUUUUUUUUGUGAUAAGUACUACAAUGACGUCACAAGAUGUGGGCUUUAAUUUUUUUUUGUAUUUUAGGAGUUGUGAAUCUUAACAGAUACCGUGCCGUUAGUUGUCAUUAUUAUUAAAUAUUAUUAAUAUACUCAAAAAUAAACUAAAAUUGUAUAUGUAAGGACAAUCAAUAUAGUAUUUUGUAUACAUUUUUUAAGAUAUAAAUGAAACUCCGCCAAUGUUUUAAAAUUGUUUUAUUAAAAUUGUAAUAAAUUACACACUUUUAAAUGUAUUAAAUGCAUUUUUUACAA